AUGGCAACAGAACUAGUCAAAGACUAUCAUAAGGACUCGGUUACAUCUCGCUCGGCUAUCAAGCUGGACAUAUCCAAGGUGUUUGAUACCGUUAGCUGGGAUCUCAUUGAUGCAACUCUGCGUGCAAUGAACUAUCCGAACAUGUUUGUCUCAUGGAUCAUGAGAUUGAUUGAUACUGCAGCUUAUUCAGUGUCGGUAAAUGGUGAGUUAGAAGGCAAUGUACUCUCCAAACUCCUCAACAAAGCGGUUUCUAAUGGUGAGAUUGGUUACCAUCCACACUGUAAGGAGGUGAAUCUCUCUCACUUUAGUUUUGCUGACGACAUAGUUGUCUUCACAAACGGCUCACCAGAAUCGCUUAGAAGCACACUGGAUGUGUUUGAUAAAUUUGCAAGAUUGUUGGUUUUGAGAAUCAACAUCGCAAAUUCGACUGAGUUUGCAGCGGGAAAAGGGAAAGCUACGCUUGAAAAUGCAGCCCUGUGGCCUCUCCAUAUCUGCGUUGCCAAUCAAGAAUCUUGGUUUGCCCCUAACUACAAAGAUUAUGUCUAA
Molecule: messenger RNA, 546 nt
Organism: Raphanus sativus (radish)
Lineage: Eukaryota; Viridiplantae; Streptophyta; Magnoliopsida; Brassicales; Brassicaceae
Exons: 2
Coding region: 1-546 (181 amino acids)
Source: RefSeq, a predicted model, not a curated record